Molecule: messenger RNA, 897 nt
Organism: Salvia splendens (bonfire salvia)
Lineage: Eukaryota; Viridiplantae; Streptophyta; Magnoliopsida; Lamiales; Lamiaceae
Product: pre-mRNA 3' end processing protein WDR33-like
Exons: 1
Coding region: 1-897 (298 amino acids)
Source: RefSeq, a predicted model, not a curated record
AUGAAGAUGAAGAAAAGGGGUGCGAAUGAUUACAAGCCCAAUAACAAGAGGAAGGAGAAACGACAGCAGAAGAAUCAGAGAAGGAGCUGGAACAAUAACAAUUCUACUGCACAAACUCCUCCAGGUGGCGAAGACCAACGUUUCGCUCCUCGUGUUGGAACACCGUCAAACCAAGACAGUCAUCACCAAGGCUCAGGCUCUAGACAGGGUUCUGUUGGUGAUCAAGGCGUGAUUCCUCCUUCGUUCCCACAUAGGCCUCAAGCACAAGCAUUUCCUCCUCCGAAUGGAAGUUGGAACAAUGGGUUUCCACAACAUCAGCAGCUAAAUGCAAACCUUCUUGCUGGACUCCCACCAAACGGCAUGCUGUGGAUGCAGCAAAACCUACCGUACCUGUACCCGACUGGUGCACCAUUUCAACAGCAAAUCGGUAUGAUACCAGGAAUGCCACCAAACUUCAAUCCAAUGGCUGGACUACCAAAUAUUGGUGGGAUAAUUCCACCUUGGCCUAUGGAUCAGAACACAUCGCAGUUUGCAGUGCAGGGCCGGCAAGGUCCACCACAGCCUCAGUUUGGAGCGCAGGGCCAGCAAGGUCCACCACGGCCUCAGUUUGGAGCGCAGGGCCAGCAAGGUCCACAACAGCCUCAGUUUGGAGCGCAGGGCCAGCAAGGUCCCCCACGGCCUCAGUUUGGAGUGCAGGGCCACCAAGGUCCACCGCCGCUGCCUCUGAAUGGUGCUGGAGAGCAAGCAGUUCAGCCUCAGGUUUCUUCAGAUGGUCAGCCACAGCCUCAAGCCAUGAGUUUCAAUGGAAGCCGUGGUGGUGGCCGUCGUAGCGGCCCUCAUGGUGGAAGAGGGAAUCACAGAGGCCGUGGGCGUUAUGGUGGUGGCAGGCAUUCUUGA